Nicotiana attenuata is the source of this 1156-nucleotide messenger RNA. Its product is annotated as homeobox-leucine zipper protein ATHB-13-like. The transcript is spliced from 3 exons. The record is from RefSeq and is a predicted model, not a curated record. Lineage: Eukaryota; Viridiplantae; Streptophyta; Magnoliopsida; Solanales; Solanaceae. Gene Ontology annotation, cellular component: nucleus. Gene Ontology annotation, biological process: positive regulation of DNA-templated transcription. Gene Ontology annotation, molecular function: DNA-binding transcription factor activity, RNA polymerase II-specific; sequence-specific DNA binding. Bases 288 to 1142 code for a protein of 284 amino acids.
AAUUGUUUCGAUGAAUAUUGUAUCAAAUGACACCUGUCUCCUCAUGAAGCUGAUAACGUAUAUAAGCUAUCCCUCCCUCAAAAAUAUAGAUGCAUCUUAGCUUCCCAAAAACUGACAUUGCCAUUUUAUUUUCUCUACAAAACAACUACUUUCAUUUCUAAUAUUUUCCGUAGUACGUAUUGAAUAAAAGUGUUGAUCUCUUUAUCUCUUCUCUGUUUUCCUCCUCUCAAGUAUGAUUCAAAGUCACAUAACUUUUGGAGUUGUGGCAAAAGUAUUCUAGCUAGGUCAUGACUUGCACUAAUGAAAUGGCUUUUUUCCCUCCCAAUUUCAUGCUACAUACUUCUCAUCAAGACGACCAUCAAGACUUCCAAGGUGUUGGUUCAUUUCUAGGGAAAAGAACCAUGUCAUUUAGUGGGAUGGAGGCUAAUAAUAAUUGUGAGAAAAAGAAUGGAGAGGAAGAUUUAUCUGAUGAUUGUUCACAUGAGGCAGCUAGGGAGAAGAAAAUUAGGAGGCUUAAUAUGGAGCAAGUGAAGACACUUGAGAAGAACUUUGAGUUAGGGAAUAAACUUGAGCCAGAGAGGAAAAUGCAGUUGGCUAGAGCUCUUGGAUUACAACCAAGGCAGAUUGCCAUUUGGUUCCAAAAUAGGAGAGCAAGAUGGAAAACCAAGCAAUUGGAGAAAGACUAUGAUGUUCUCAAGAGACAGUUUGAAGCUGUCAAGGCAGAAAAUGAUUCCCUCCUAGCUCACAAUCAGAAGCUUCAUGCAGAGAUAAUGAGACUAAAAAAUGGAGAGCAGCAGCCAACAGAAAUAUCAAUCAACUUGAACAAGGAAACAGAAGGUUCAAGCAGUAAUAGAAGUGAAAACAGCGCAGAAAUGAUGAAGCUAGAUAUCUCAAUGACACCUGCAUCCAUUGACAGCCCAAUAUUAGCAUCCACUACUCAUCAGCCAAUUACUAGGCGCAGCAGACUCUUGUUCCCACCCACCAUGAGGCCUAAUGGGGUAACACAACAAGUGCCACAGAGCAAUAUGAAAUUAAUGGACCAAACUGUCAGAGAAGAAACUUUACCCAACAUGUUUCUCUGUGCCAUUGAUGACCAAUCACCUGGAUUUUGGCCAUGGCUUGAGCAAUCACAUUUUAAUUAAAUUUUUGAAAAAUA